Messenger RNA from Cajanus cajan (pigeon pea), 1650 nucleotides. RefSeq names its product galacturonosyltransferase-like 4 (gene GATL4). NCBI's taxonomy places the organism in Eukaryota, Viridiplantae, Streptophyta, Magnoliopsida, Fabales, Fabaceae. The record is from RefSeq and is a predicted model, not a curated record. Gene Ontology annotation, molecular function: glycosyltransferase activity. Gene Ontology annotation, cellular component: Golgi apparatus.
AUGGUUUUAGAAGGAGUGGAGGACAUGGGCUGGGAAGAGGGAUGAAAUCUGGUUGAUGAGUUGAAGCAAUAUUGUUCGGUGAGAAAAGAAUAGUGUCCAAGUACACCGUACACGGGGUGGCCGGAACGUGAAGAGUUGAGGAAAAAGGAAAAGCUAAGAAGAAGAUUAAUUCGACGACAGGAUGGUCUUUCGGAGUUGGACCUCCCUAAUUGGCCUCCUGUCUCUCAUCCUCCUCCCCCUCUCCUCCGCCAUCCGCCUCGGCCUCGUCCGCCGUCCCUCGCCCUCCCUCCCCCUCUUCCGCGAGGCCCCGGCCUUCCGCAACGGCCACGAAUGUGCCUCUGACAUAAUCAACGUCGCCAUGACCCUCGACGCCAACUACCUCCGUGGCACCAUGGCCGCCGUCCUCUCCAUGCUCCAACACUCCACCUGCCCUGAGAACCUCUCCUUCCACUUCCUCUCCGCCCACGCCGACGCGCCGCAGCUCUUCUCCAGCAUCAACUCCACCUUCCCCUACCUCAACAUGAAGAUCUACCGCUUCGACUCCAACCGCGUCCGCGGCAAGAUCUCCAAGUCCAUUCGCCAGGCCCUCGACCAGCCCUUGAACUAUGCCAGAAUCUACCUCGCCGACACCAUCCCCGACCACGUCAAACGCGUCAUAUACCUCGACUCCGACCUCGUCGUCGUCGACGACAUCGCCAAGCUCUGGGGCGUCCACAUGGAAGGGAAAGUCGUCGCUGCUCCAGAAUAUUGUCAUGCCAAUUUCACUCUUUAUUUCACCGAUAAUUUCUGGUCUGACCCCUCUCUGGCCAAGACGUUCAAAGGAAGGAAGCCUUGUUAUUUCAACACGGGGGUGAUGGUCAUGGACGUGGACACGUGGCGGAAGGAGAGGUACACCGAGAAGGUUGAGGUGUGGAUGGCGGUGCAGAAGCAGCACAAGAGGAUAUACCAUUUGGGCUCUCUUCCUCCAUUUUUGUUGGUUCUAGCCGGGAAUAUUAAAGCUGUUGAUCAUAGAUGGAACCAGCAUGGUUUGGGUGGGGAUAACUUUGAAGGAAAAUGUAGGAGUCUGCACCCUGGUCCCAUUAGUUUGUUGCAUUGGAGUGGCAAGGGUAAACCAUGGUUGAGGUUAGAUUCUAGGAAGCCAUGCAUCGUUGAUCAUUUAUGGGCUCCUUACGAUCUAUAUCGCUCCUCUAGACAUUUUUUUGAAGAGUAGAAACCAGGGAGAUCCAGAGGACUCGUGCUGCCAGCCGGAGAUCAUAUUUUUUCAUUUUUCUAACUCAAACUUUCGCUCUUAUUGUCAUAAAAAAUUUAAAAAAAGACACUCAAAUUUGGCUGACCAGAAAGGAAGUAACACCUCCAACGUUGUGUUGCUUUUUCUAGGCAACUGGGGGAGUUGUGUACUUUCAUUUUUUCCUUUCUUUGGUUCAGUGUUCCUUAAUCUUCUUUCUUUUUUGUUGCUUCAUAGUGAUCCUAGACGCGUCACAAUAUGCAAAUUGUGCUGAUUAGCUUAACUCUAGCUGAUCAGAAAAUUGUGUAUUGGCCAUGGUUGGGUUAGUUAAUGCUAACGACUCCAACUUUUUGCAGAACUGUACCCAAAUUUUGGUGUAUGAUUCACUGUAAAUAUAUAUUACGACGACAUUUCACUUUUUUUUA